GAAUUCAAAGUGCAAUUUUGUCAACCAUAAAUAAUGAACUCUAAAAAGCAUAAAAGUAAAAAUCGUGCCAAAGUGAUAUCAUCAAAACCUCGUGCAGAAGUUGAAAAGAAAAGUGAUGAUGGUGCCGUAGAGAAAUUGCCAGAAAGUUCAUUAAACCCAGAUCUUACGCAAGACAAAAGUGACGUCACUAAAGCUACUGAAGAAAUUAAAGUUAAAAUAGAAGAAAUUAACGUUAAAAAUGAAGAAAUAUCUAUAGAAAAUGAAGAUAAGACUGAAUCUACCGCAGAAAUUACAUCGACUACAGAAACUCCGGUAAAACCAAAAAGAAAUAAAAAUAAAAAGAAGAAACAAGCUAUUACUGAAGAGAAACAAAAAGACACAAACAUAGAGGAAAGUCAAAAAGCCGUAAUUAUUGAAGAAAAUAGCAGUUUAUCCAAUGUUAAUGAAACUAAAAUAGAUGACGUUAAACCUAAUGCUCGUAAAAAGAAAAAUAAAGACAAGAAACAUGCAGAGAAACCCCAUGAAACCGAAAUAGAAUCCAAAUCUGAUAUAGACCUUCCAAAUCCGGGAAGUGUAACACCAAAUCAACAAAUGACAGAUGAAGAACCCUUUCAAAUCGAAGUUAAACGAAAUAAAAAGAACAAAAAGAAGAAACGUAGAAAUGACUCUGAAAAAUCGGAUAAGCCUGAUGAAGCGGUAUCCUGUACAACAGCUUUUGAAGAUUUGAUUGAGAAAAAAACCGAUAACGGAAAUACAGAAAUUGUAGAAAUAAAAGAUAAUCAAAAAACUUGUAAAGAAGAAUCCACGGAGUGUACAAAACCAGAAGUAAUGUUAUCAACAGAAAAUCAACAACCAAACGACAGUAAGAAUGCACAAGAAGAUGGUAAUAUCACUCACAAAAAGAAAAAGAAAGGAAAAAAGCAACUGCCUGAGAUAAAAGAUGAUAAACAAAAAGAUAACAAUGAGCCAAGUCCUGUGGAAAUUAACGACAAUAAAAGCGAAAUUUUAAAUACAGUUGAAUGUCAACCAAUUUGUGAAGAAAAGCCAAUUGAAGCCAAGGAUGAUGCCAUUGAAAUUACACCACUUAAAACUGAUGCAACUGAAGAAAUAAAACCAAAGGCAAUCAUUGCAAAACCCGUUCAGAAAAAACCGGUUCAAAGUUUGGAUUUAAAAAAUGUAACAGAAACAAAAAUUACUGAAAUUUUAGAACCUACAAUACUUGACAGUAAUAUAUCUAAUACAGAUAAUAAAGUACUUGACGAUAAUUUAAUUUCAACGAAUGAAUCGAUUAUUUUGCCUCCGAAAGAUUCCGAUGCCAGCCAAUUUGAAAAUGUCAAAGUUUUAGAAGAAAACACUUCAAAUAUUGAACUUUUUGAUUGUCCAACGGAAAAAUCAAUGUCAGAAAAGAAAUUAACAGACAAAUGUCAGAAAUGUACAAUCGAAACUGACACGCUUGAAAUAGAAUUAGAAUCUAAUGUCGGGUUCAACAUCCAAAUACAAGAUACUAAUGCGAAUAUUAAACAGGACGACCAACCAAAGAUACUCAAAGAAAUGCCCAGAAAAGACAAAUCAAAAGCAAAACGUCAAGUCAAAUGUUCUGAAACCGACGACUAUGACACAGGUACGUCGGAUGAAUCUCAUUACAAUAUUACCGAUCAUGUUCAAGGCCCGCGAUCGGUUAGCCAGCAGCUGCUAGACGAUAACAUACAAGAAGUUACAUCCAGGCAUUCUAAAAUGUCUAAUAUUCCAGUACCUUCUACCAUAGUACAAGAUUCUCGUGAAAAACCGUCACGUACAUCAACUAAGACUCCUGACGCCUGCGUACCAGAUACUACCCACCAAGAAAAGACUGAUUUAAAAUCCAAAAUGAUGGAAGUCAAUAAAGAUUUGGAACAAAUACGAAUAUCUUUGGAAAAAUCACUAGCUGAACUUACUGCGAUGAAAGAGCAGGAAGAAAAAAUGGCAAGAAAUGAUUGUGAUGUGGAAACAUCUAAAAAAAGUACACCAGAAAAAUCGUCUAAAGGAAUUAAUGCACCGAUACCAUCGAAAUAUAUCAAAUCGGUACAAUUAAAAACCAAAAAUGAUAACAUUGACAAUUCUGAUAGUACAACACCACCUAUUUCUCCAAGAAGAAAAGACCAGAAGUGUAGAGCGAAGAAGAAAAAAAGAGAGCAAGAAACUGUAUCGCAAACUGUGAGUGUUACUUCGGAAUCAAGAAACACGUCUACAAAUGAAAGUAAAUGUAAAGAGAAAAGUAACAGUUCAGACGAUAGAAGUCAGCAACAAUCUUCUUGUGAGAAAGAACGUAACAAAACGAUGUCCACAGAUGUGCAGUUCGAGCCCAUAGAAAAUUUUGAGGAUGCACUAACAUCGAGCGUUGAUGACGUAGAUGUUAACAGAACAUUUGAAAUAAUCGCCAGUGAAUUAAACCAAGGCGAUCAGCCUCAAAAAGAAUCAUUUAUAAGCAAACCUGAAAUCAAUAUAACUCCACCGCUAGACGAAGAAGAAAACAAAGGACAAUCAAAAAACUUAAAUCCCGUUUCGCAGCCAAAAAACUUAUUAGGCUGCCCCAACAUACCUGUACCAUCGAAUAAAACUGAUUACAAAAAGGAAAGGAACAAAACGCCUAAUGAACAACAAGCUAAAGUUAAAAUAAAAGAUUUCAUCAACAGCGAACUGGACGAUGAGUCAGCAAAGAAAUCAAAACAAUCUCAAACUGAGAGUAAAAUAAAAUUCAUAAAAGAUAAAAAUGAAAUAGAAUCUUUUUCAUAUGUCAACAACGGGAAUGAAGAAUACGUUUAUAAAUACAUAUUCAGAAAGGUUUAUUUAUCAAGUGUUUGUCAUAUUUGCAGAAAAGAUCUAAAACGAAAUCGAGUCCCUUGCAAAUUUUGCAAUUUACUCUUCUAUUGCAGUCAAAAGCAUAAAGACGAAGAUUGGCCGAGACAUCAAUCUUUGUGCUUUGCUGUCUCUACGAUAGUGCAUUUAAAAGAUCAGAAACACAUCUACAGCGACACACGGAAUGUAACAGGUCAAAACUAUCGUUUCAUUCGAAUGCAGAUGAUUCUCUCCUGUGAGAAAGUGCUGAAGAGAAAACUAUUGCCAUGGGAACAGGAGGCUCUCUUGUAUCCGCGGAUGUGUGCUGAUGUUACCUGCAGGGAGUGGCGACAGACAAAGCUAAUGGAUUGCGAUGGUUGUGGACAGGUAUCAUACUGCAUAGAGAAUCCUGAGCACUUACCGACAGCUCACAAACGCUGGUGCAAGCCGUACUCCCUUUACCAGAAGCUGGUCCUUCACCAGCAAGAGCACGGUAGACUGGAACCGCGGCUGCCGAGCAAAGUGAUGACGUACUACAGUAUACCGGACAAAUUAAACGAAGUGCUGGCUUCGAUAUAUGAAGAAAAAAUCGACAUGUCGGAUGUGCAGUACGCGGCGCUGACGCAGCUGGCCAGUGCGCCACUCACCGUCGCCUUUUGCCACCAGUUACACCGACACGCCGUCGAUGCCACUACCGUCACCGUCAACGGCCAUAAUAAAAGGUCAACGUUCACCGUCCAUCUGGUGGGUGCAGAGUUGCAGCUGGAAGCGGAUAACCUGGGCAAAUGGGAGGUGUUCCUAUUGCAUCUUAAGCCUGGACUAAAAGAGCUGCGAGUCGCUUUAGUGGGACAUGACCUUAAUGCUGCUAAUCUACCGCUGGAUUUAUUGGCUAAGAUUAGGUCGUGUGAGAACUGCCGUGUCAACAAACGACGAGUGUUGUUCAGUUUUCAAGAUAAGAAAUCCUAUCAGGAAUAUUGGGCCAGUGAUGAUUUUAUAAUACCUGAUAUUGUAUGUGCUUUCAAUCCCAACAUACAUCGGUCGUCUCUGUACAACGGCGUGGAACUCUGGUCGUCGACAAUUAAUUGCAUCUUCAAAUUAAAAAUACCCUUUCUUAUAACAUCUAGUACGAUUAAAGAACUAAAGAAUGAUCUAGAAGCGAUUAAGAAGAACACAGAAGUUGACUAUAAUGUUGUAUCAGAGGUCAAAUUGAAUCCAUUUGCGAGUGUGAGACCUGAUAGAAAUUUUAUAACAGACGAUGAAUCCCCGCUUUUAUUUAAAAAUUAUUGUUUUUCCCUUUUAUGUGGUGCGUAAAU
Molecule: messenger RNA, 4127 nt
Organism: Papilio polytes (common Mormon)
Lineage: Eukaryota; Metazoa; Arthropoda; Insecta; Lepidoptera; Papilionidae
Product: intracellular protein transport protein USO1
Exons: 7
Coding region: 34-4125 (1363 amino acids)
Cellular component (GO): extrinsic component of mitochondrial inner membrane
Source: RefSeq, a predicted model, not a curated record